CAGAUCAUCGCUCAUUCCAGUACUUCUCACUGUGCAGUUCUUAGCAUUGCUCGCUGGGUGCCAAGCGGUUUCCGUUGGAUAGUGUGAUAUUUAGUGUAGUCUAGGUUCCAACUAGAAGUUCACCGAAUAUUAGUUCCAUUUAAUCUAAUCCAAAAUGAUUAGUGUAAACGUGUAUUUGUGCAUCCUUGCAUUUGUGGUUUCCAUGUCGUCCCAAACAGAAUCCGCUGAAAAUUCAACACUAAUAGCAACUGCAAUGGUAACUAGGCAUGGUGACAGGGCUCCCACAGGGACCUACCCCAACGACCCUUACGCUUAUUACACGUGGCCUUGGGGUAUUGGCGAACCCACGCCGAAAGGAGUACGACAGCUUUACAAGUCCGGAAUGAAAAAAGCGGCCCGAUAUUCGAAACUUCUGAGCAAUAUUUACGAUAACAACAUCUUUUUCGGGCCGAGAAACGUUUACGUCAGGAGCAGUGCCGUAAACCGUUGUAUUGUCAGUGCUCAGAGUUUGCUAGAUGGUUUUCUACCAUUUCUAAACAACCAUAUCACAAUGGAUAUUCCAGAAAAUAGUGAAGAUCCAAUGCUAGCUUCCCCUGGAAAACCUUGUCCUAAAUUCGAAGAUGAAUACCUUGAUGAUUUGCGCUUGGAUGCUCCUGAUGUCCUUGCAUUGUCUGAAGAUGGAAAAUUCAUAAAAUAUCUUGAAGCCCAGACGGGUACGACGGUCCCUGACCUCUGGGAUUAUUUACUAAUAGGAGACGCUCUAUUUGUUCAACAAGAUAAUGGGUUAGCAUUACCCCCUUGGGCUUCCGGCGUAUUUCAUCAAUAUAUUAAACCACUUAAUGACUUGGCGAUGUUAAAGGCAACCUCUUCGAAGAAGCUACAAGUCAAAACAGGUGCCCUGUUAAACGACAUAAUAGAACGGCUGGAUCGUUAUGUUUACGGAAAAUCUGGCCUUGAUGAUGUUCAAAAUAUCCUGAUCUACUCCGGUCAUGAUGUAAAUGUUCAGGGCCUUGCAAUACUAUUGGAGGUUAAUAACCAGAUUGGGACACGACCAGCUUAUGCUGCUGUGAUCAGUUUAGAACUUUACUAUAAUUCACGGAUCAGGGAAGGGAUCGAAGUAAAGAUAUUUUACUUCAGAGAUGAAGCUGAUGAAAAUCCAAUCAAUAUAGAAAUACCAGCCUGUCCAGGGCCUUGUGGGUAUGAAAAAUUCAAAAGGCUGGUGAAGUCAAAACUUGUUACGAAUUAUGAUGAAGUUUGUAGUAGUGUAGAACUCUUUUUACUCCAUGACGAAAUACUACGGAUCAUUAUUUUACAGAUUUUAUUAGUUCCAAGAUGCAGAAACUCGAAUCAUAACGUCUUGGAUAUUCGCCUUAGUUGGUUGGAAAGGUUACUGCGAUUACUACUUUUAGGUCGGGAUAAAAACUUUUUUUGUGCCAAAGUGAGUUCCGAAUCAAAUAGUUUAGUUUUAUUGUUGAAAAUGCGUUCAGUGGGAUUGUUUAUAGUUUUAAUAGUAUCUUGCUUUCAAUACGGUCUCGCUGAAGGGGUUGUAAAGGGAGUUGCGUUGCUCUUUCGACACGGUGACCGUGCUCCACUUGCAUCGUAUCCCGAGGAUCCAUAUGCUAAUUAUUCAUGGCCCGGAGGUUUCGGAGCCUUAUCACCGAAAGGCGCCGAACAGGCUAUGACUUCGGGAGCUUUGAAAGCAGAACGAUAUGCUGACCUCAAAGCAGGCGAUCACUUUGAUAGGAAGAAAAUAUAUCUUCAAAGUAGUAACAUAAAGCGAUGUGUCGAGAGUGCUGAGAAAUUUUUGAGUGGGUUUUUAGAAUCUGAAGAAUUCCCACAUGAUUUAAUCCACGUUUUGUCUGAAUCUGAGGAUGAGAUGCUGACUAUUCGCGGGAAGCCAUGUCCAAAAUAUGACUGGAUAUUCAAAAAGCCAUUUAGGGCCGAUGAUCCUGAAAUAGUUGAUGUAAUCGGUGAGGAUAGAUACCUGCUCUCAUUUUUAUCAGAGAAUACUGGACUGGACGUUACCAAUCUACGAAGAUAUUUCCAUCUAAGCGACACUUUCAAGGUACAAUUAGACAAUGGAUUUGAUAUACCCGAUUGGGCUGACGGUAUCUAUGAAUCCCACAUAAAAAGGCUAGGAGAUGUCAUCUUCACUAAAUGGACCAAAUCGGCGCGAAUGCAAAUACGAAGUGGUCGUCUCCUGGAGGAUAUCCUUCGCAGGCUAGAUGAGUUUACUAACAAAACAUCCGAUGAAAAUAUUCUGCUGUAUUCAGCCCAUGACUUAACCUUGGCGGCUUUGAUGGUCCGUUUGGGCAUAGUCGACCAGACUUCUGAUGUCCCUGACUAUUUGGCCACGUUAGCUGUCGAACUUCAUGAUAACGAAGAACUGGUAGACGAUUUGGAAAUUCAGUUAUUUUACUUCAAAGAUACUCAUGACGAUGACCCUGUGCUCAUUUCGAUUCCUGAUUGUGAAGAGCCCUGUCCAUUUAAAAAAUUUAAGUCACUUAUGCGACCAAAAGUUGUUAUAGAUUACGAUGCUGAAUGUAGAAAUAAAGCACAAAAUAUACUGUAGAAUGAAACUUUUGAA
Hermetia illucens (black soldier fly) is the source of this 2587-nucleotide messenger RNA. RefSeq lists its product as uncharacterized. Bases 155 to 2572 code for a protein of 805 amino acids. Gene Ontology annotation, biological process: dephosphorylation. NCBI's taxonomy places the organism in Eukaryota, Metazoa, Arthropoda, Insecta, Diptera, Stratiomyidae. The transcript has 12 exons. Gene Ontology annotation, molecular function: phosphatase activity. The record is from RefSeq and is a predicted model, not a curated record.